This is a messenger RNA of Homo sapiens (human), 939 nucleotides long. RefSeq names its product transmembrane protein 147 (gene TMEM147). Gene Ontology annotation, cellular component: nuclear membrane; plasma membrane; endoplasmic reticulum membrane. The transcript has 6 exons. NCBI's taxonomy places the organism in Eukaryota, Metazoa, Chordata, Mammalia, Primates, Hominidae. The record is from RefSeq and is marked validated. Bases 333 to 860 code for a protein of 175 amino acids.
AGUCAGGUGGGUGCCAGGCCCUGGCCGUGGCGAAAGAGCCGGCGGAGCCGGAGACCCGCUCCCGGAGACGCCGCCUCGCGAUCCCCGCGCGGGCGGGACCGGGCGGCCGGCAUCAUGACCCUGUUUCACUUCGGGAACUGCUUCGCUCUUGCCUACUUCCCCUACUUCAUCACCUACAAGUGCAGCGGCCUGUGAGUGCGGGAAGGGCGCGGGGCGGAGAGGGCGCGGGGCCCGGGCCGACCCUCACCUCCCGCUUCUCCAGGUCCGAGUACAACGCCUUCUGGAAAUGCGUCCAGGCUGGAGUCACCUACCUCUUUGUCCAACUCUGCAAGAUGCUGUUCUUGGCCACUUUCUUUCCCACCUGGGAAGGCGGCAUCUAUGACUUCAUUGGGGAGUUCAUGAAGGCCAGCGUGGAUGUGGCAGACCUGAUAGGUCUAAACCUUGUCAUGUCCCGGAAUGCCGGCAAGGGAGAGUACAAGAUCAUGGUUGCUGCCCUGGGCUGGGCCACUGCUGAGCUUAUUAUGUCCCGCUGCAUUCCCCUAUGGGUCGGAGCCCGGGGCAUUGAGUUUGACUGGAAGUACAUCCAGAUGAGCAUAGACUCCAACAUCAGUCUGGUCCAUUACAUCGUCGCGUCUGCUCAGGUCUGGAUGAUAACACGCUAUGAUCUGUACCACACCUUCCGGCCAGCUGUCCUCCUGCUGAUGUUCCUCAGUGUCUACAAGGCCUUUGUUAUGGAGACCUUCGUCCACCUCUGCUCGCUGGGCAGUUGGGCAGCUCUACUGGCCCGAGCAGUGGUAACGGGGCUGCUGGCCCUCAGCACUUUGGCCCUGUAUGUCGCCGUUGUCAAUGUGCACUCCUAGGCUUGGUGUCUCAGACAUUGAUGUACCUUUUCCCUGCCUCACUCCAGGUUUUAGUGAAGUAAACAGUAUUUGGAAAGUU